Gamsiella multidivaricata is the source of this 1554-nucleotide messenger RNA. RefSeq lists its product as uncharacterized. Gene Ontology annotation, biological process: nucleosome assembly. The record is from RefSeq and is a predicted model, not a curated record. The transcript has 5 exons. Lineage: Eukaryota; Fungi; Mortierellomycota; Mortierellomycetes; Mortierellales; Mortierellaceae. Gene Ontology annotation, molecular function: structural constituent of chromatin; DNA binding. Gene Ontology annotation, cellular component: nucleosome. Bases 1 to 1554 code for a protein of 517 amino acids.
AUGGCCAGAGCAACAACAAGACCUCAACAUCAAUCUAGAUCUGGUAGUGCCUCUGCAGAGGCAUCUCAGGAGGAGGAGGAGCACACUGUCACCCAACCCACACCACUGGAGACCCCUCCUCAAUCUCAACCCACUGUGCCUUCUCGUGCUGCAGAAGGGGACCCAGAGGAUGGACAAGGCCAUACUCGACCUCAGACUGAAAAUCGAGAGGAGCAAUCCCAGGCACUACAUGAUGGCGACCAAUCCGGAGAGGGUGCGAAGGAUGGUGGAGAGGGCCAUCAAGAAGGAGAUGAGCAGAAAGAUAAGCCGGGGAAGGAACACGAUGAUGGCGGCGAGGAAGGAAAUGACCAGGACGUGCACGAAGGAGAAAACAGUGGUGAAGAAGAGAAUGGAGAAUACGAAGCGGACGAAGAGGAUGAGGAGGAAGGAGACGAAUACAGAGACGAGGAAGAAGAGGAAGAGGAAGAGGGAGAAGAAGACGAGGAAGAGGAAGAAGAAGACGAGGAAGAAGAAGAAGAAGAGGAAGAAGGAGACGAGGAUGAAGAGGAUGACGAGGGUGAUGGUGGCCAUGAAGAAGAGCAGGAGGAAGAAGUGGAGGAAGAGGUUGUGGUCAAGAAGACCAGGAAGAGUACGCGCACGUUUCGUAAGCCAUCCUCCAGGGGUUCCAAGGCACCCGAGAAGGGCGAGGAUCACCCUGAUUACAUCGAGAUGAUCUCGCGAGGCAUCCGGUACGAAAAGAACCGCAAUGGGUCGACGCGGUCCUACAUUAAGGACUACAUCAAUAAGACCUACAGCAUAGAUCUCACGACGAUCGACGCUCACUUCAACAAGGCUGUCAAGCGGAGAACAAAGGCAGUAUCUGCUCCAGCUCUGGAACCCGGGCCCAAGAGCAAGCCUACGGCGAUUACAUCCUCCGUAAAGGUCAAAGGCAAGGUAUUCGCUACGGAACCCGCUUCCAAAUCGAAGGGCAAGAGUGUUGCAAAGAAGACAGCAGCUUCUGAAGCCCCAGCAAAAGCCAAGGCCAAGGCCAAGGAUGCUGCCCUGACGACGAGAACCAGCUGGUGCCUCUUCCUCCAAAUCCGCUGCCAGCACAUCGAAGUUGGUGGCAACUGGGGCCAAAGCCAAGGCAACUGCGGCCAAGAACAGGAUGACUCCAGCGAAAACGAAGGUAGCGCCUACGAGAGCAAAGGCAACUACUGCUUCUGCAAAACCAAAGUCGAGAACCAUUACCACCAAAGCCAAAGUAGCCACAGGCAAGGCAGCAACAACCAAGGCGGCAACAGCCUCCAAAUCCACGGCGACGAAGGGCAAGCAGUUGGCCAAGACCACUGUCGCAAGCAAGAGAGUAGCAGCGUCCAAGACCGCUCCAAAGAAGGUUGCUAUCACGCGGGGAACCAAGCGAAAAGCGGACCAGAUGCAGGAGGACGAUACUCAAGAGCAGGUUCGCGUUUCGACACGCGCCAAAAGGAGCUCGACCAUGGCGGGGCCGAUCAAGAUCCCGAGAACUGGAUCGAAUCCAUCAGCAACAAGCAGAAGGGCCAAGUUGCAGAGUAG